Megalops cyprinoides (Indo-Pacific tarpon) is the source of this 2145-nucleotide messenger RNA. RefSeq names its product kinesin light chain 3 (gene klc3). The record is from RefSeq and is a predicted model, not a curated record. The transcript is spliced from 14 exons. Gene Ontology annotation, cellular component: kinesin complex; membrane-bounded organelle; cytoplasm. Bases 294 to 1835 code for a protein of 513 amino acids. Lineage: Eukaryota; Metazoa; Chordata; Actinopteri; Elopiformes; Megalopidae. Gene Ontology annotation, biological process: axo-dendritic transport. Gene Ontology annotation, molecular function: kinesin binding.
UCAAAUAACACAGACAGUCUAAGCUGUAAGAACAGGUGAAUGAUUGCCAGAGUUACUUUAUGGCUAUAUAGAAUAAAUCUGUCAUCUCAUCCCACUGUGAACAGAUUUAUUGCACGUCGAUGUUUUAAUGAGAUCACUUUAUUUUAAUUGGAGCAUCUAUUCAAAUAGCCUUCUUUUGUGUCACAUGCGGAAAAAUACUUUGAACCCCACGGAAGACGCGUCAGGGAUUAACAGCAGCUUGAGGGAUAUCACAGAGGACCUUCAUUUUGAGGCGUGGCUCAACAGGGGGAACCAUGCUGUCGGGGGAGGAGAUCCUGUGCAGCACACGGCAGGUGAUCGCGGGGCUGGAGGCGCUGCGCAGUGAGAACUGCACCCUCCUGGACAACCUGCAGGAGGCGCUGCAGAGCCGCCCGCCCGCCGAGAGCGGCAGCCUGGAGCAGGAGAAGAGCGGCAUCAUCCGCGAGUCGCUGGAGAGGAUCGAGCUGGGCCUCGGGGAGGCGCAGGUGAUGAUGGCGCUGUCGGCCCACCUGGGCUCGCUGGAGGCGGAGAAGCAGAAGCUGCGGGCGCAGGUGCGGCGGCUGUGCCAGGAGAACCAGUGGCUGCGGGACGAGCUGGCGGGCACGCAGCAGCGGCUGCAGGAGCGCGAGCAGGAGGUGGUCACGCUGGAGGAGCAGAACCGCCACCUGCAGUUCAUGAGCAGCAUCCGCAAGUACGACCAGGAGGAGCCGCCGCUGGAUGACAAAGAAACUGCCUCUGCAAAGGAGUCCCUGGAUGACCUCUUUCCCACUGAUGAGGAGGAGCAGUCGCAGAUCUCCCAGCCUCACAGCAGCGCAGCCGCGGCGGCCCAGCAGGGAGGCUACGAGAUCCCGGCCCGGCUGCGCACCCUCCACAACCUGGUGAUCCAGUACGCCUCCCAGGGCCGCUACGAGGUGGCCGUGCCACUCUGCAAGCAGGCCCUGGAGGACCUGGAGAAGUCCUCCGGCCACAGCCACCCCGACGUGGCCACCAUGCUCAACAUCCUGGCCCUGGUCUACAGGGACCAGAACAAGUAUAAAGAGGCUGCCAACCUGCUGAACGAUGCCCUAGCCAUACGGGAGAAGACCCUGGGCAUGGACCACCCUGCAGUGGCGGCCACACUGAACAACCUGGCCGUGCUGUACGGCAAGAGGGGGAAGUACAAGGAGGCGGAGCCACUGUGCAAGAGGGCACUGGAGAUCAGGGAGAAGGUGCUGGGUACAGACCACCCAGAUGUAGCCAAGCAGCUGAACAACCUGGCCCUGCUCUGUCAGAACCAGGGAAAGUACCAGGAGGUGGAGCAGUACUAUGAGCGUGCCCUGCAUAUCUACCAGAGUCGCCUGGGUCCCGAUGAUGCCAACGUGGCCAAGACCAAGAACAACCUGGCCUCCUGUUACCUAAAACAAGGAAAGUACAGGCAGGCUGAAGCCCUUUACAAGGAGAUCCUGACCCGUGCCCACGAGAAAGAGUUUGGAUCAGUUGAAGGAGAUGGACGGCCCAUCUGGAUACACACAGAAGAGGGCGGUUCGCGACAGGAUGGACUGGGGAGUUUGAAGCGCAGUGGCUCCUUCACUAAGCUCAGAGAGUCCAUCAGGAGGAGCAGUGAGAAGCUGGUUCGCAAGCUGAAGGGAGUGGGGACGCAAGACUGCCCCCCGCGGACCCCAGGGAUGAAAAGGGCCAAUUCCCUUAAUGUGCUGAAUGUUGGAGUGAGGGAGAGCCAGGAUACAGCCCAGAACGCCGGUGCUCUGACAGAAAGCCGGACACUCAGCUCCAGCACCCAGAGCUUGGCACGGCGUGGGUCCUUGAGCGCAAACAGCUAACACAACCAUUCCCUGACCUCUGACAUCUGACCCCCCGAACCUCAGCUGACUCACACCCGGCUCAGGACCUGCUUGUCCUCACCACCCGUUCCUCUGUCCGACUGUCCCACUGGACUGGCCACACCUCAUCACACGCAACCCUAUUGGGCCCUAUUGGACACCUGUCCAGCACCAGCAGACCUAUGUAGGCACAUUAAGAUAGAUGCAGACCCCCUACCGCAGACACACAUGUACACACCCACGGUCCAUCCUAUUAAUCUCUCUGUUGUUCACCAUCUUCAGUGUGGAAAAGCAGAGACCAGUCACACAG